AUGUCCGGACUUUGGGCUCAAGUAGUAACUCAAUACGGCACCUUCAAGGUUGAAAUCAUUGGAUCUCUCGCUAUCCAGGUCCUCUUCUGGUGGGUUCCUUCUGCCGGCUUUGUUUUGCUUGAUCGACUCGCGCCUUCGUUUGCUGCAAAACACAAGAUUCAGCCUGCACCGAAGCAGCCGACAUCAUCUGAAAUCUUUGAUGCGGUCCUUAUUUCCUUCAGAAAUCAACUGAUUAUAACCGGACUACAAGUUACCCCGGCUAUUCUCUCAACCAGAUCCUCCGCCUUUCAGAUCACACCAUCGUUACCAUCUACAAAGGAUUUUAUUCUUCAUUUCUUAAUCUGUCUGAUUGCACGAGAGAUUUUAUUCUAUUACGCUCAUCGACUUCUCCAUUUACCUUACCUAUAUCGCCGCAUCCACAAGAUUCAUCACAAGUUCACUGCGCCAGUGUCAUUCGCAUCACAGUAUGCUCACCCUGUUGAGCACAUUGUAGCAAACACGAUUCCCAUUGUCCUUCCACCUGUACUAUUGCAGACUCAUAUCCUGACAAUGUGGGCGUUUGUUUCCUGGCAGCUCAUCGAGACGGCGACCGUCCAUAGUGGCUAUGAUUUCUUCGGAGGUGCGGCAUAUCGUCAUGAUCGACAUCAUGAGAGGUUCAAUGUUCAUUUUGGAGGCAUGCCGUGGUUGGACCGGUUGCACGGUACUGAUGAAAUUGAAGGGUUGGUGAAGAAACAUAAUUGA
Molecule: messenger RNA, 741 nt
Organism: Fusarium graminearum PH-1
Lineage: Eukaryota; Fungi; Ascomycota; Sordariomycetes; Hypocreales; Nectriaceae
Exons: 1
Coding region: 1-741 (246 amino acids)
Biological process (GO): ergosterol biosynthetic process
Molecular function (GO): C-4 methylsterol oxidase activity; iron ion binding
Source: RefSeq, a predicted model, not a curated record